GUGCUCCUCGGCCCCAGAGCCAGUUCCCCUGUAAAGGCUACGCAAACAAAACUACAGGACAGAAGAGGAACAGGCAGCAGAGUGCCUCCGAACGAGGAAGUGGCAGGCGGCCGACGGGGCCCGCAGGACACAUGGCGCCACGGGGUGCUGUCCCAGGCCGACCGCUGGAGAGGGACCCCCAGGCAACAGGUGUAAGAGCACCACACAAGGAGGUAAUUAUCAUCUCUGUCCAAUAACGUGAAAAGAGUGUGGUUGCCAUGGAGACCGGGAAGCAAGGCUUUGUUGGAGCCCCAGAUCCCAGUAGCUCAGUCUCAGCACAGAGGGAGGACAUAAUGCACGGAGCUCAAACGUCUCUUUCUGCCGUGUACUUCCAUGCUCUGGGGGGGCUCCCAGUGUACGCACACGGGCAGCCCCCCGCCGAGCAGGACACGGUUGCAUUUCCUCUGUCAGCACCACAGCUGAGCUCGAAACCGGCCCUUUCCCUUCUGACCCUCCAUGUUGCCAGCGGAGUUCACCUCCAGCAGCCAGCUCAACGACUCGGGGCUGUGGCCGCAGCCGCAAAGCCAAAGUCGGCGGGGAAACACUUGUGCCCGUUCUGUGGACGUGACUGCCUAAAGCCCAGCGUCCUGGAGAAGCACCUGCGCUGCCACACCGGGGAGCGGCCGUACCCUUGCACCACCUGCGGUGUGGCCUUCAAGACCCAGAGCAACCUCUACAAGCAUAAGCGUACCCAGGCGCACGCCCGCCUGUCCUCCGACUCUGAGCGGGACAGCCUCAGCAGCCAGGAGAGUGUGCAGGGGUCCCGAGAAACCUCCUGGAGCGCGCCUUCCCUGGAGGGGCAGAAUGAGGGCUUGGAGAGCUUCGACAAGGAUGUUGUUUCUCCUCAGAAUUCACCCAGCACCACCAGUGGAUCACCCCAGGUUCUUUCAACACAAGUCAAGGCUGGGUCAGACACGGUAUGGGCUUUGCAGCAGGCUGCACUGGUUGGGCUCAUCCUUGCUCCCAUGAGUGAAAACCAGGAUACCCUUCAUUCCCUAGUCCAGAAUAACGGGCAGCCAUCGAGUGCAGUGCUCAGGCAAGAUAGAAAGGAGGAUGAGGAAAGGCCGCUACUACUGACACAAAACCGGCACCUUCCUCUUCAGAGACAGGAGGCCACUUUGUUCUCCCGUGCUUCCAGGGGGAAGUCCCAGAACCACGACAGCACAGACUCGGGCUUUUCGGAGGGCUCCGAGCAGCAUUGGACCUCGAGCCCCGGCAGCGCAUUGCACGACCACAGCAUGGAGUCCCUGGCUGAGUCCAGCACAGAGGACCAGGAGGAAGCCCUGGCACCAUCGGAGCUUGCGGAGACCGGGUCCAGCGGCAACACCAAGGGUAAAGUUUCUCUGCUGGAGAAGAGGAAGCUGGAGGAGCGCAUCUCCAGGUUGAUAUCAGAAAACGACGCCUUGGUGGACGACAAGCAGCUGGAGAAUGUGAGGCCGAGAAAGACGAUGCCAUCCAAGCAAGGCAGCAUCGACCUCCCGAUGCCCUACACCUACAAGGACUCCUUUCAUUUCGAAAUGAAGACGAGCAGGCAGACCACUGUGGUCUCAGACUGGCACAAGUCAGAAAGGCAGGUGAAGCAGGCACUAUACAGCUCUGUGCCAACGCAGCGAUCCACUAGUCUCGAGCAUGCUCCUCUGGCCAGGAGCAGCUCCCUGCCCUUCAACAUAGGCCACUCUGGGUUCGAAAGGGUCAACCUGUCCGGCUCCUGUCACAGUCAGAGCGCCCAGCAGAUUGGAAGGGAUAUCCAGGGGCACAAAUAUCCCGGAGAUCUUCUCAUGAGGUCCGUGGACCAGCCCAUUUCACACCACCGAUCUCUAGUGCGCCAGAAGGCCGUGGACUGCUUGUCGUCAGGUGAAAGCCUUGGCGUCUGCUCAUUGAUAGAGGAGAGCUAUCCCAGCAAUCUUGGAGCAGAUGGAGAUUCAACUGAUGGCGCCAGCGAGUCGGGCGGUGGGAAAUGUCGGCGGAAGAAAACACAGAAGUUCCCUUACAACAAAUGGUACAUGUAUGGGGACGGGACCUUCAGGAAACUCUACAACACAGAGAAGAACUCUGACCGAAACACCUCAAAGGUAAAAAAACCUGGGAUUAGCACAGAACAGGGAAAGGGGCAGGAGUCCCAGAACAAGGACAUUGCGACAUUUAAAGAACCUGGCCGUUCAGGAAUAUCAACCCCAGACUCGAAAUCACAUUCCAGUGUUACCGACUCUGCAGGUAGCCCACAUGGACUUUUGCCACAACUGCCCCCUAGUGGCAGAACUGAUUCAGAGCAAGACUCUAGCAACCUGAGUACAUGCCUCCAAAAGCCAGGAGUGAGGGAUCUCGGUGUGCCAGCGCAGUUGGGCAUCGUAAAGCAGAGCAGCAUCCAGAUGCCAGACAAGAAAAAUGACAAUGGAGGGAAAGAAUCCAACCAGGAACAGCAGACUUUGCAUCUCCCUCCUUCACAAGGCCUACAUCACCUUCCAUCUGAAAGGAAGAAACAGAGGACAGAUAAAAGUGUGCAUGUGGCAACCAAGAGAACUGAUGCAGAGGAGGGACACAGUGUUCCGCCACAUGUGAUCGGUCAUGUAGAAGAUAACAGUAUCCUGAGCCAAAAUCGACUCCUCACUGCCAUUAAGGGACCUGCUUCUCAGAUGUUCACCAAAGUCACAGAACAAAGUAGGGCUGACAGGUUACCAGUUGAAAGAAUGGAUUUCAGCAUCUCUUCCAUCGAACACCAUCUGAAUCAGAAAAAUGUUCAGCUCAGUGAGUAUCCUUCUCCAUCAAAAGAGGUUGAUAGUAGACAGCCUGGAUCAAAACUCAAUUUCCUUCCCAAGUACCAGCUCAAACUGCCACAGCCUACAGAGUCUGGAAGACUGGCUUCUGAGCUCCCUUCAGGUACGAUGGAGAGAAAUGCUCUUUCAAGCAUCCCUGGAAAUGAAGAGAAACAAACAUCGACACCGGACAUGGUUUCAGCGGAGGGAUAUACACUUGUCCAAACAUCCAUGCUCACCUCAACAUCUUCAGAGGUACACACUGCCAAAACGAACCCAGCUUCUACCGAUACGCACACCACCACACCCAUUCCAAACUCUACAGAGAGACACUCUGGUAGAUCCAUCACAACUGCCACGCUGACUAACACGUGUACAGGGAAACACCUUGAUAUCCUGACCUCGGUAUCAACGGAUAGCAGCUUUGUCACACCAGCCGCAAUUGCCGUACCCAUAUGUUCUGUAGGGAGACCCACAGACACAACCGUUCCAUUCUCCACAGAAAGCCACUGUGAUACACCAGCAUCUUCAGGAGCCACGCUCAUCCCUAGAGAUACACCCACUUCAGUCGGUUUUAGCUCUUUUAAUUCCAACAGUUGUUUCCCAGAAGGUGAGUCACUGGUUUCCUCUCACCUUCACCCAUAUAAAGGGCAACUCACAUUACUGAACGGUUCACCACAUGGAGCUCCUGCAGAUACCGGUUUGUUCAGGGAGCAAAGAGGGGACAUACAGAUACUUCUGCAGAUUGUUUCUGGCGAUCAGUUGUCAGCUGCGGAUGUUCAGCAGGAGCCUACACAGGAGGCUAUUUCCAGCCAGGAUGUUCCCAAAGACGAAUCGAAGAUUGACGAAGCAGGCGGUGCCACUCAAAAACUACAGAAAAUUGUCUGUCAUGACAUGCAAUUUCUUCCUUGUAUUGAACAGAAAAACAUCGACAAAGAACUGGCAGCCAGUGCUACUGGUAAGGUGCUGACUGCACCAGUGGCUUCCAGUUGGAGGACUGGGCUGGAGUUCUGUCAAACAAAGCAGCACAAGCAGAAUGAAAGACCUUCAUCGAGGGACACCAUACAUUCGAGUCCGAUUGCCGUACCUCUGCAGCGUUGCUCAAACGCAUCAGCGCAGACAGGCAGUACCGAAGAAGUCCAAGACAGAGCACUUCCUAGCGGUGGUGCAGAAGGUUCAAAACUCAGCUCAAGCCAAACAACAGAGAAACCAAACAUCAUGCCCACGUCAACCUCAAACACUACACAUCAAGAGCCUUCCUUACGCAAGGGUCAUCCGGACAAGACAGCAGAGAACAGGAACAAAACAGAAAUAAAAGAGUUGGCAGAAGUUCUCACUUCUGUCCCAACAGAAGAAAGUGGCAGACCGCAUGUGCCACGUGACCUGAAAUCAUCCUGCCACCAAAGCCGUCAACAGGGUUUCAAGGUUGAUGAUGUCAACAGGAUGCCUGGGAGUUCUUGUCCCUAUGUGGCUACAACAGGGCAGCAACAGCAGCUUACUAAUUUCGAUGAUUUGGCUGUAAUUUUGCAGAACCCUUCCAACGCCAUGGUUAUGCCUCCAAGUUUGAUUGACACCAGUCGAUUUUCUCUCUUGCAACAGACAAAGCACAAAAUCUUCCUCAACUGUGAACUCCAACACCCAUUGCAGCCACAAUUUUCUCACCAGUGGAAUUCCAUAGGAUGUCCUGGUGGACAUGUCGCAUCAGGUCAACCUCCUCAGAACCAGUCUCGUACCGCAAUAACCAUAAGCACAGACAGAACUGACAAGUCCGGCGGAAACGGCGACACGGAUGGCUUGUCCAAAUCACAAAUCUUAUCCACCUCUGACCCCGUGCUCUGCUACACUGAUCAUAUAAUCUCAGAUGCAAAUCCAGCUGCUGUUUCUCUGCAAUACACCAGACCAUGGUUAUGUAAAGAAACAAAUCUUUUCCAGAAAAACCAGGUAAAAUCCUUGCCAAAAAUGCAAGAAUCAGACAGAGAUCUGUCCAGACCAAUUUGUAUGGAUUCGGUGGCGUUUGUAAAGCCUGACCUUCAAUUAAAGAAUCGUAUCAGCACUAAUCCACUGUGUGCAGCACUUGAAAUUGCUCAGCAUUCUGCUUCCAAGCCGGAAUCACAGCCCCCUACGACUCAAAAUGUUGCUACACCAGAGGGAGGUAGAACAGAGAAAGAUCUUCGAGAAGUGUUGGUAGAGACAUCAUCACAGGUUUCUUCCAAAGCUCGAGAAGUUGGGCAACAGGGAGCAUGUCCCGCAAUACCCUCAGGCCAGCAGAAGCUUAUUCAAGCGGGGGACAACUCCUUCUGUCCACCAUCUACUGCAGAAAUCACCUCAGGAAGUGUGCUGGUCCACAUCACCAGCCAACACAAGCCUUCCCAUCAAAGCAGUUCCAGCAGUGUUGUGGAUUUAAAGACUGAGAGUGGGAACAGUGUAAAUGAAGCUUCUGAUUCAAGCCAAACCCUACCACUAUGUUCUGCACAAGGAGGAGAGGUGUCCACCAGCACCAGUGUUGGACAGGGAGCUGAAAUUCCGUCAUUUCCCGUCUUGCAUGCCAACCCAAGCAAAUCCAGAUUCCUUCCUAAUUCAGACACCUGUAUGGCUGUCUCCCCAAGGAUGCUUCCAUCAGUGAAGACAGAGGCAAUGGCAGCUACUCUGAUGACUUCUGAUGUGCUUCAUCAGACAACCCUAGAGCCUUGGGGCUCAACACCAGCACAUGCAGCGGGAGCCAGGCUGCUCAUGAGGAGCUCUGUGAUGAUCAGUGGAGAUGGAACUCAGGACAAGUCAACUGCUCCACAGCGCCAGCCUCAAGACACUCCUCAGGACGGACGAGCAGCGGGUCAAGGGGAGGUGUUGUUAAGCUGUUAUGCUUCCACCUCUUUCUGCACGCAAAGAAAACGGUCAAACGGUGGAACUGCAGUCUGUGAUGUCAAAGACGGGCGAGACGAGCCAGCUGCAGAGCUUCUGCAUGGAGGUUCCCCUAGCUGCGGCGCCCCCCAGGGACAGCAAGGGGCACAGCACCACAGUGAGAGCGAUCGAAAGACCGGGGGAAUGGAAGGACAGGACGUGGUGGGAGUCGAGGGACCGAGAGGCGGUAAAAAAACUCCGGGUGACGGACCAAACGGAUGUAAGAGUUGCUCCUCCCAGCGCUGCUCCACGAGCGACACCACCGUGUCCGGCGGCCAUCAGAUGCCCACCCAGGUCAAGACCGCUCUGACGCACACGCUACGACCCGGUGCUCAAAGCGAGAGCGCUGGCCCUCGUAGCCGGAACCUUCCGGUGCAGAAGGAGCCCACCUCGUCGCAUGCCGCGGAGGAGCCAGCGCUGAGCGGAGCCGCUUUCUCGUGCGCUUUGUCGGACCCCAUCCUGAGCGAGACCCCAGGACCCCAGGAUGUGAGCUGCGAGUCCGCCGAGAGCGCGGAACGGACCGGAUCGGUGCGCUCGCACACCGGCCCAAUGCACUGUGUAGCGGCGCCGGGUAUGAGAGCCAGGGGCCUAGACAGGGUGGCCAAGGGCCCCACGAGGGGGGCCCAGAACGUUCAGGAGGAUGGUGGCGACUCCAGCAGCAGUGACGAUGAAGGGAAGCUGGUUAUUGAGCUGGACGUGACGUAACGGCCUUAAUACAUGUAUAGCAUGGCCUUAACGCGCACACACACACACAGGCACACACACAAAUUAAAGCCCCCCUCACCCGCACACACACAAAACAUAGCCACGACUGAUAGGGCGAUGUGGGGGCAUUUUCACCCCGGCCUCGUUCACCCGACUGUUGCACUAAAGCUACUUUUGUUGUCUCCCGUUUCCAUGGCAAUAUGGAGAGGGACGUUUGCCGCCCCGCUGCCCUCCUUCCGCUGGCACCGGGAGCGAAGCGGUGUGUCGCUGCAGCAAUACUGACUCUUCCCGGUAAUCGAUGACACGGUUUUGUUGAGCAGUCGCAGCACCUUUAUUUAAAGUGUGGAAUGUAAAUAAAGGGAACAUACGUUCCAUCUGCCCGGUCCCCUGUGGUCAGUGACCCCACUUGGACCGUUCCUGCCCGUGACGCGUGUCAAAGGUCACAUUACUUCACGGGAUGUGGCUGCUCUUUCAAGCACACACACACACGACUCGCGCAGUGCUGCGCGCACACCUUUGCUCGGUCACUUCUCCAAGCUUGUCCGAAUCAGGGCCCCCCCACCGCGGCAGGCUGCCCUCCAAAGACGGGACUGUUCUGGAAUUUUCCACGUGCCACGCGGGUCCCGCGGACGCAUCAGUCACCAGCUCGUUAGCGGGAAGACGACGGGGGAUCUCAUUCAGCGGGAGAUCAUCGGCUCCUCCAAGCUCUCCGUCACCAGCUGUACACCAAGCUUUACUACAAUUUACACCGUGCCGACACUGUAAACUGUGUUACCGAGACCCUGUAUCCAAGCACUGCCGAACCAUUCUUGGCCUUUCCCUCUUUUGACUCUGUGAUUGUUUCACUUUUCGGUACGUCCAGAGAGCUGCGCGUCUCCUCCUGUCGAUCCAGUCCGCAGGUUUUUUGCUCAUUUUUCUCAGCUGUUUAAACAGAGAAAAAACGGAAGUAAACGAGAAGCGAAGAGUGUGUCGCGCUUUCCUCCAUUCCUGCUAUGUCUGCGUCUGUGUGUGUGUCCCGUAGCGCUUCGGUUUGGUUCAGUU
Scleropages formosus (Asian bonytongue) is the source of this 7436-nucleotide messenger RNA. RefSeq lists its product as uncharacterized. The transcript has 4 exons. The coding region runs from base 258 to 6395 and encodes 2045 amino acids. The record is from RefSeq and is a predicted model, not a curated record. NCBI's taxonomy places the organism in Eukaryota, Metazoa, Chordata, Actinopteri, Osteoglossiformes, Osteoglossidae.